This is a messenger RNA of Dendroctonus ponderosae (mountain pine beetle), 2529 nucleotides long. RefSeq names its product kinesin-like protein KIF14. The record is from RefSeq and is a predicted model, not a curated record. Gene Ontology annotation, cellular component: kinesin complex; microtubule. The coding region runs from base 284 to 2344 and encodes 686 amino acids. NCBI's taxonomy places the organism in Eukaryota, Metazoa, Arthropoda, Insecta, Coleoptera, Curculionidae. Gene Ontology annotation, molecular function: microtubule binding; ATP binding; microtubule motor activity. Gene Ontology annotation, biological process: microtubule-based movement. The transcript is spliced from 2 exons.
AAGAAAAAACUUCUAUUGAAUCUGAAAUGCAAAUCGCAAAUCUGAAACAACGCUGCAAUAACUAUGGCACCAAAAUACACCGAUUAUCGCCACUUACCAUGGAUUUUAAUUGUAAACCGUACCGCAAAGUUAUUGGCUUAAACACAAAUUCAGCUGCACUUGCCAACAUGGCACACACCCAACUGCCAUCCCUUCCACACUUUGUCCAACUGACAAACCUUUCAAAAAAUGUUUGAAAUGUGAUUUUCAAUUUUUCAUCUGAAAUCUUUGCUAAAUUUCGGCAAUGGCGCUCUCACCAGUGAAAUCUUGCACUCCAAGAACGCGCGUUUUAUCAGCUGCUAUUCUGACUCAAUUUUCCACCCCCAAAGCAGCCAAGCCCUUAGCGAACCACAUCUCAACCCCAGAAUGCUUCAGCAAUGUUUUUCUUGAGACCCCCAAAGGAAAACGGAGGGCCAGCAAGGAAAAGUGCGAUGAAGAGUGCAAUCUUCGAGUCUCCGUGAGGAUUCGGCCGAUGAAUUUAACUGAAUUGAAUGUAGUGGGCAGUGAAGAUGUGAUUCGAGUUAAGGAGAAGCAGAUAAUCGUCUGCCCCCCCAAGAACAGCCAUAGCGGGACUAGUGUAGAUCAUACGUUUAAUUACGAUCAUGUGUUUUGGUCUGUGGAUGAAAGCAGCCCAUUGUUUGCCAAGCAGGAGGAUAUUUUUCUCACCAUUGGGGUGCCCUUAUUGAAUAGUGCCUUUAAAGGAUUUAACGCUUGUUUGUUUGCUUAUGGCCAAACUGGAUCAGGGAAAAGCUACAGCAUGAUGGGCAGAAACAUUUGCGAAGUGAGUGACAUAGACUCGCAAGACUUUGCUGGAAUUACACCAAGAUUUUGCAAGGAAUUGUUCAAAAGAGCAGGCGAGCUGCAGAGCGAAUACACCAUUAGCAUUGAAGUCAGCUACUUUGAGAUUUACAACGAGAAAAUUCACGAUUUGCUUGCAAAUCCAGCUCAAAGCUCCGCUCGAGUUCCUCUGAAAGUGCGAGAGCAUCCAACUUUGGGUCCAUACAUAGUGGAUCUUACCUCUCAUACUGUGAAGUCUUACACGGAAUUGCGCGACUUCUUGAUAUUAGGCAACAAAAACCGGGCUGUUGCCAGUACAGCCAUGAACGACUUUUCCUCCAGAUCGCACAGCAUUUUCGCCAUAGAAAUCGGCCAGUCCAAGAGCCUGGAUGAUACCGACAGCUGCAGAAGGAGUAAAGUGAGCUUGGUGGAUUUAGCAGGAAGUGAGAGGCUGGGAACUUCACUCAACAAUGAGGAGCGGAUGAAGCAAGGGGUGUGCAUCAACAAAUCCCUUUUAACUUUGGGCAAAUGCAUUUCUGCCUUAGCUGAGCAAAAGAAAAACCAAUUUGUGCCAUAUAGGGACUCAGUGUUGACCUGGCUAUUGAGGGAAAGCCUUGGUGGUAACUCCCUAACCUCCAUGCUGGCCACAAUUUCUCCAUCCAGCACCCACCUGGACGAAACUUUGUCGACGUUACGAUACGCUUGCCAGGCAAGAACAAUAGUAAAUCGAGCGAGAAUAAACGAAAGCCCUCAUGAUCGCCUCAUUAGAGAGUUGCGGUUGGAAGUGGAGCGACUUAAAGCCCUGAGGAAGGACUAUGAGAGGCGUAGCUCUCUGAGCCCCCAAUCUGAGACGCUGAGCUUCAACGAGAGCUCAGAAGUUGACGACAUCAAAGUGAAACUGGUGGAAACUGAGAGCAAGCUGUUUGAGGCGCAACAAAUGUGGGAGCAGCGAUUUAUGGAAAGCAGGCAAAAUCAACUGAAAGAACUUGCUGAAGCUGAAAAAUGCAAGGCCGAGCUAGAGUCUAAAGUGAGGAUACUAAGGACUGCUAAUCAACAAGUGUCUUUGUCGCCGUAUAAAACUAACUUUCUAGAAGAACUAGAGGGGGUGUUAACUUACGAAAGUGAGUGCGAAAGUGACUUGUUGGACAGCUUUAAACAGUGCUGUAGUGACCAGGGGCUGAUCUGCACUUUCAACUCUGAUACCCUAAAAAUAAUGGACCCGGUGACAAGAAAGUACGCCUUGGUGCCUCUGAACAACCUGAAUUUGCAGAAAUACGAAAAUUUUUCGGAUUAUCUGAAAGGUCUAAAGUGGAUGAACAACAGCGCCCCGAAAGGAGCCACCAAAGCCGAAAUCGUUUCUUCAAUGAACGACAUAUUUAAAAUCCUAGGAAACCUGCAACCGCCUGAUGAAGAUAACAAUUUGAGCCUCUUAUACGCGAGAGUUAAUAAAACGCUGCAAAAGUUUGAAAGUGCGCUUUUAAACAACGUUAAGAGUAGUAAAACUGUUACUUUUCAUUUAGACACGUAGGCUUAUGCUAUUUUUGUUUGUUGCCAUUGUAAAUAGCGAUUUUUGUUUGUUUUAGUUAUUUAAUUUCUAGCAUUUUAUUUGUAUUUAAGAUGUCAUUGUCACCGAACAAACCGGGCCUGGAGGAUAUCUAUACAUUGACUAGUCACGAAGGGUUUAAUGAUUCUUAAAUAAACCUUAACAGCAAA